AUGCAUGGUUACAGAAAAGCCGGGGAGGCAUCUGGUCAGGCUGGAGGAGCAGAGAUGAAGAAUAAAAGCAACAACGUCACAGAGAGUACGCCAAGCAGAAGCACACAACGCCACUGCAGUGCCUGUGCACGGGAAGAGCGGUUAGCCUCAGAGAAUCAGGACUUGUACUUCCCGGGAUACGGGAUGGACAGCUGUCUGUCUGGGGAUGGGCCUCUCUCUGAGGCUGCUGCCAUGUUUGCGGGCCUGCCGCCUGGCCACGUUCUGUUUGACAUCCGCCGCCGCUUCGUGGAACGAGCAAAGCGGAUAGACACCAUCUCGCGAGCCGUCUUCCCCCUCAGCUUCCUCGUUUUCAACGUGUUCUAUUGGAUCACAUACAAAGUGCUUAGAAAUGAGGACAUUCACCCUGCCCUGCAACCCUGACUCCUUUUAAGACUUCUGAACUUCCCAGUAUCCCAU
Messenger RNA from Sinocyclocheilus grahami, 456 nucleotides. Its product is annotated as glycine receptor subunit alpha-4-like. Gene Ontology annotation, biological process: monoatomic ion transport. The record is from RefSeq and is a predicted model, not a curated record. Gene Ontology annotation, cellular component: membrane. The transcript has 3 exons. The coding region runs from base 1 to 420 and encodes 139 amino acids. NCBI's taxonomy places the organism in Eukaryota, Metazoa, Chordata, Actinopteri, Cypriniformes, Cyprinidae.